AUGCGCAAGGUAGCUGUGAUCGUGUGUGUGACGUCGCUGUGCGUAACGCUGUUUCUGGGCGCGCUCGACAUCGUGAUCUGCAUCACGCUCUAUGACACGAUCGGACAGGAGUUCAACGACUACGCCAACGUCGGGUGGCUCAUGGCCGGGUACAACCUGCCCAACGCGCUGUUCAUGCUGCUGUGGGGCCGGAUCGCGUCGCUGGUGGGGCUCAAGUGCAGCCUGAUGGCGUCGAUCGUGAUCUUCGAGGCCGGGUCGCUCAUGGCGGGCGCGGCAAACUCUAUGGGCAUGCUCAUCGGGGCGCGCGUGAUCUCCGGGUUCGGCGGCAGCGGGAUCGAGUCGCUGGUGUACGGAGUAGGGACCAGCAUCGUGGAGGAAAAGCACCGGGCGCGUGUGAUUACGGUGCUCGGGAUCGCGUACAUGCUGGCGGAGGGCGCGGGCCCGUUUGUGGGCGGCGGGCUGGCCGAGCACGUGAGCUGGCGCUGGUGCUUCUACGUCAACCUGCCGAUCGGCGGCGUGGCGCUGGCCGCGCUCGGGUGGGGAUACAACCCCGCCGGGCGCGCGCCGGGGCGCGCGCUGGCGCGGUUCUGGGUGCGCGCGCGCGCGUUCCCCUACGGCACGCUGCUGCAGGCGCAGUUCUGGCGCCGCGCCGCGGCGCUGAUGGUGUUCCGCCUCGACAUCCCCGGGCUGGCGCUGUCGUCGGGCGGGUUCGCGCUCGUGAUGCUGGCGCUGACGUUCGGCGGCAACCAGUACGCGUGGCGGUCCGCGACCAUUGUGUGCAUGUUCGUGUUCGGGGCCGCGCUGCUGGCGCUGUUCAUGUUGUACGACUUCGUGGUGCUACCGCGCGUGGGCGCGCGGAUCGCCGGGUACGAGCCGCUGCCGCUGGUGCCCUGGCGGCUAGCGGCCAACGUGCCCGUGCUGACGAGCUCGCUGUGCGGGUUCUUCAACUGCUUCGCGUUCGAGCUGCAGUCCAUCUACCUGGUACAGUACUACCAGCUGGUGGUCAACAAGGGCCCGACGCUGGCCAGCGUGCACCUGUGGCAGAUGUCGCUGCCGGCGCUGGUGUCGGUGAUUGCCAGCGCCGUAGUAAACGAGCGGUUCGGCGUGGUCAAGCCGCUCGUGCUGGCGGGCGUGGUGAUGGGGUUUGUGGGCUCGGGCCUGCUGACGCUCGUGCGCAGCGACACCACGCUGGGCCAGUCCAUCGGGUUCAGCGUGCUGGCCGGCGCGUCGUUCGGGUGCGUGUACCAGCUCAGCCUGAUCAGCGCGCAGCUGCAGGUCGAGCGCGACGACCCGGACUUCCACGCGCGCUUCAUCGAGGUCACCUCCUACAACACGUUUAUCAAGACGCUGGGCUUCUCGUUCGCGGGCAUCGUCAGCACCACGGUGUUCACCGUAUCGCUCAAGAACCUGGCCUCGUCACACAGCGCCUCGGUCCCGAGCUUCUCGACCGUCGAGGACCUGAUCCGCUACCGGAGCGAGAACUUCGACGGCCGCAACUCCCUGCUCGGGAGGCUGCUGGCCAAGUCCGUGCGCAACGUGUUCUACUGCGCGCUGGUGUGCAGCGCGCUGUCCUUCCUGUUUGGCCUUUUCACGUCCAAGAAACGCACUGACAUUACCAAGGGCGCGGAGUCCACGGAGCUCGCGGAGCUCUGCGAGCUCGCGGAGCCCGCGGAGGAGAAACCGGUGUCCAAGACCCCGACCUCGACGCUGUGCUGA
This is a messenger RNA of Lachancea thermotolerans CBS 6340, 1716 nucleotides long. RefSeq names its product MDR family MFS transporter. NCBI's taxonomy places the organism in Eukaryota, Fungi, Ascomycota, Saccharomycetes, Saccharomycetales, Saccharomycetaceae. Gene Ontology annotation, biological process: transmembrane transport. The transcript has a single exon. Gene Ontology annotation, molecular function: transmembrane transporter activity. The record is from RefSeq and is a predicted model, not a curated record. Bases 1 to 1716 code for a protein of 571 amino acids.